AUGUUUCCCUUAAGAAAAACCAAGAGAGCUUUCGUCAAAACCGGAGACUUUACCCCGGGAACGAAACGCCGGCGAUGCGUUUCUCCGGUGCCGGAAACCAAAGCUGGAGGACCCGAUUUUCUAGAUUCGAUCCCCGACGAUCUUGUUGUUUCCAUCCUCUGUAGACUUGCCUCUACAUCGAGAUGUCCCGCCGAUUUCAUCAACGUCUUGAUGACAUGUAAGAGAUUAAACAGUUUAGCUACGAGUCCUCUGGUUUUGUCGAGAUUAUCUCCGAAAGCAAUCGCCGUGAAAGCUCAAAACUGGUCGGAAUCAGUUCACCGGUUUCUCAAACGCUGCGUCGACGCCGGAAGUCUCGAAGCUUGCUACACUCUCGGAAUGAUUCGGUUUUACUGUCUGCAAAUCAGAGGAAACGGCGCGUCAUUAAUGGCUAAAGCAGCGAUUAGCUCUCACGCGCCGGCGUUAUACUCUCUAGCCGUGAUUCAGUUCAACGGAAGCGGCGGUUCAAAGAACGAUAAGGAUCUUCGAGCCGGUGUGGCUCUGUGCGCACGUGCGGCUUUUCUCGGACACGUGGACGCUCUCCGUGAGCUCGGUCACUGUCUCCAAGACGGUUACGGAGUUCCGCAGAAUGUCUCCGAAGGUCGUCGGUUUCUCGUUCAAGCCAACGCUCGUGAGCUCGCCGCCGUUUUAUCUUCCGGGAUCGAAGCUCGGUCGUGGCUGAGUUUAUCGCAGCCGCCUCAAAUCGCCGUUCCUAAUCAAAAUCCGAUUCACGGUUGCCCGUUGCUUAGCGAUUUCGGAUGUAAUGUACCGGCGCCGGAGACGCAUCCGGCGAACCGGUUUUUAGCGGAUUGGUUCGCUUUACGCGGCGGAGAUUACUCUCCCGGAGAUGGGUUGAGGCUCUGUUCUCACGCCGGGUGUGGACGGCCGGAGACGAGGAAACACGAGUUCCGGCGAUGUUCUAUCUGCGGCGUGGUGAAUUACUGCUCGCGCGCUUGUCAAGCUCUCGAUUGGAAACUCCGGCAUAAGAUUGACUGUGCUCCGGUGGAACAAGAUGUAGCCGGAGAAGGUAAUAACGUUCAGAUUGACGGAAAUGUUAACGGUGAUAACGUGCUGGUCCAAAUGAGCUAA
Microthlaspi erraticum is the source of this 1125-nucleotide messenger RNA. Lineage: Eukaryota; Viridiplantae; Streptophyta; Magnoliopsida; Brassicales; Brassicaceae. The record is from the annotation of a GenBank genome assembly.